Molecule: messenger RNA, 612 nt
Organism: Acanthosepion pharaonis
Lineage: Eukaryota; Metazoa; Mollusca; Cephalopoda; Sepiida; Sepiidae
Source: the annotation of a GenBank genome assembly
AUGUUCUCAACCCUUCAAUCGCCCCAUUUCUCUAACGUUCCCUUAAUUCUUUUUACUCUUUAUUUCACUCUCUUUUUACAUGUCUUACUUUUUACUUCUCUUACUCUUUACUUCACUCUCUCUCUCUCUUUAUAUCUCCUUCUCUUUAAUUCACCUCUCUCUUUACUUCACUUGCCCUUUUUUCACUCUCUCUUUAUCUCACUCUCUCUUUACUUAACGCUCUCUUUACAUCUUUCACUCUCUCUUUCUCUCUCUCUCUCUAUUUCUUUAUAUCUCUUUCUCCUUACUUCAUCAUCGCCAUCGCUCACUCUUUACUUCACUCUCUCUUCAUGCACUCUUUACCUCUCUCUCACUUUACUUCCCUUUCUCUUUACUUCGCUCUCUUCUUUCCACUUCACUCUUCGUUUAUUUCUCUUUUUUAUUCUGCAUACCCUCUUUACUUCACCCUCUUUUAUAUUUCAUUCUCUCUUUACUUAUCUUUCUAUAUACUUAUAUUUACUCUCUCUCUCUCUUUACUGUAUCCUCUCUUUACUUCACUCUCUCCUUACUCGAUUCUCCUUUUACUUUACCCUCUUUGUGCUUCAUUCUCUCCUUACUUCCUUCUCCCUUUAA